Messenger RNA from Funneliformis caledonium, 1659 nucleotides. Lineage: Eukaryota; Fungi; Glomeromycota; Glomeromycetes; Glomerales; Glomeraceae. The record is from the annotation of a GenBank genome assembly.
GAUACUUACUUUGGUUUAUGUUUUGGUGGGUGUGGAAUUGGGAAAACCGAGUUGGUAACUCAAUUUUGUAUGAAAAUGAUCAAAGAGUAUAAAAAUGUUCUUGUCCUAGAUUUGAAUAAUGCAUUUCACUCAUUUGACCAAAAUUUGUGCAAAGAUGAUCAAUGGCUCGGAUUAUCUCUGGCUACUGUAUACUUUGGCAGAAGAAAAUUAGAACUGUCUGAAUUUAUUAAAACGAUAUUGUGCAACCAUGGCGAAGAGUCAUUAAAAGCUUUUGACAAUGUUUCUGAGGUGCUUACUUUGAUUGUCAAUCAUUACAGAAAAUGGAAGAGCAUAGAGGGAACUUUAUGCGUUGUUGUCUGGAAAGAUGACUACCAAACCGAAAUGGAGCAAUUAUCUAAUCCCCGGCUCAAUGUUAUUAAGAAGCUUGGUAAUUAUAACCACUCGUCUUUUGGAACAAGUAUUGCUGCUGAGCAGGAUGUUGUUCUUGUUCCUAUUUUAUCUGGGACCUUUGGUGGAGAUGUUAAAAAGACAAUUAUUGGAAGUCGGCAUUCUGCAAAAGUUCUGUCAACACCACCACUAUCAUUCGAUGCUUCUAUCCGUGUGUUGGGAAUUUCAAAGGAAGUCUUGGAGCAAUCUUCUUUCAAACUACGUAUUUUAAUAUCCGAUAUUGGUGGAGUUGCUCGAUUACUCAUGGAUUUGCGACGUAUGAACGAUUUUACGAAACCUUUGGAAGAACGAGAUGUUGAUAAUUUAGGAUCGCAGAUGGUCAAUAGAGUUUCGGAGUGUUAUAGCAUUGUUACUCCACAAGGACAACAGAAUUUAACAACUUUUCCGAAAUCAGCUCUAAAGGAGCUUAUAAGAUGUAUCAUUACAGGAACGUCAAUUUAUGAUGGUACUCAACUUCCAGAAACCGAAGUAACUUAUACUGACCUUGAUCGCUAUGGAAUUUUCCAUUAUCGUCCGUUGUCAAACGAUCAAUUUGUAAUAACAAUGCCGUAUAUCCUUUUAUGGAAAUUAAAUAACGAAGUUGCAUUAUUACCUUGUGAUCUCCUUACCUUUCCUUGUCGAAGGUGGACCUGGCAGGAUUUUGAGAGAUUGGAAGCGUAUUUGGAGACUUUAAGGGCUGGAAGAGGUACUACAAUUAAAGAGCAAUUUCCUCAUGCAUACGCGAAUGCAAAUGUUUUGAAAUGGAAAAUUGAGCCAUGGGAACAAAUGUUAGUUGAACAAGAAGCUGUUCAAUGCGUUCCAAGAACUGGGACGGUUGAUUGGACAGGAAUACAUUCGCAAAUGUAUGGACAUAACCUUUAUAUUCUGUCGCCCGUGGUCUUUCUUUGCCAUACUGGAAAUCCUGCGAUCGAUUCUCAUUCCAGCCGCAGGUCGGGAUCCAAAUAUAUUGGAUUAUUAAAGCAAACAAAGCACUCCGCGCCAAAAACGAAGGGCAAAAUAUUUUCAUCAGAGGUGAUCAGAUGGUAUAAUAAUGCAAUGGAAAAAUUCAAUAAUGCUAGAAUUUUCGAAUCGAUAGGAUUUAUCCUUUUCACUAAUCGUGAUAUUAGUAAGAUUGAACGUGAGAAAGCACUUGCAGCAUGCCCCAACUUGAUCAUAAUCUGUAGAGAUAAUCUUGAGAAUUAUAUGUCACAUACUUUUUUAUACAGAGGAUUU